This is a messenger RNA of Lolium rigidum, 615 nucleotides long. RefSeq lists its product as uncharacterized. Bases 1 to 369 code for a protein of 122 amino acids. The transcript is spliced from 4 exons. NCBI's taxonomy places the organism in Eukaryota, Viridiplantae, Streptophyta, Magnoliopsida, Poales, Poaceae. The record is from RefSeq and is a predicted model, not a curated record.
AUGUCCUUCUUCGCGGCCUCCGCCGACGAGCUGCUCGCGGUGGAGUCGAGGGGCGCCAUCUCCACGAAGCCGAGAGCCGGUGCGGGCCUCAGUUCAAGAGCUCACACAUGGAGGCUGGAUUGCGAGCACGGAACAACAAAGACAGAGACUGCCGUGUCAACCAGUUCCGGCAGCUGCCACGCGCGUCUCUUCAGGGUGGAAGAUGCAAUAGCUUUGCACUACAUAUUUUCCACUGGUGUAUGUACUGCAAUUGGGUGCUCCAAACGUGGAAUCGGAGACUUGUGGAUGCAAAUGUAUUUCAUAGAUCCUGUCUGCUGCAAUUCCUUUAAACAGAAGUGGUUUUUGACGGGUCUUUGUUUUUUUGUUUAGCAUCGAUGUUUUUGUCUACUGUUACAUGUAGGUGUUCCUUGGAUAACUGUCUGUUCGUUCCUGCUUAUGGAUGUCAUGUCAGAGUAGCUCUCACUAUUACAGUAUACCCAUUCGAUUUUUCCUAACUUUUUGAGAACAAUGAACCUACACUUUAUCUCCAUCAGGGCCAAACGGGGUGCACACUACCCAUUUGCGGUUUUCGAGAUUCGAUAAUGUCCAGGUCUCACCAAGGUAGCAUAAAACAGA